Porites evermanni is the source of this 12138-nucleotide messenger RNA. NCBI's taxonomy places the organism in Eukaryota, Metazoa, Cnidaria, Anthozoa, Scleractinia, Poritidae. The record is from the annotation of a GenBank genome assembly.
AUGGCGGAACUGUUCCUUGACCCAGCCAUCCGUCUGUGGGUUAUUUUACCCAUUGUGAUCAUCACUUUUCUCGUAGGAAUAAUCAGACAUUAUCUCUCAAUGCUUCUGCAGUCUAAGAAGGAAUUAGAUCUUUCACAAGUUUCUGACAGGUAAGUCCAGGAUCCAGGGGAAGCAAAAGAUACCACUGAUAAAAAGACAUUGUAGUCGACCUCAGAAAGUUACCAUAGCCUCUCUCCAUUUUUGAAACACUUGUCACUUACGCCCUCCCCAAUGUUGAUUCACGUAUUGCCCAUUUUGCGAAAAAAAGCGAAUCUCAACGCUGGGGAAGGACAAAAGAAAUACAUGCACAGGUAAAAUUUAGUUGAGUCAGUUGAGAAGGUGUCAUGAAAAAUGCAAGUUUUGAUAUUAGGGGUACAUUCGAGACUUUGCGAGAGUGGAGACCCUGGUUAAAAAUUCGAGACCGAGACUUAGGCUUUUUUUUAUCCAAUCGAAGACCAAGACUUUACUUCUGAAAAUCCGAGUACAAGACUCUAGGUGCUAAAGAUUUCGAAGUAUAAUGGUACUAAUAAAGUUCUUAGCCCUUGUCUGUAAAGAUCAUGGCUAAAAAUAAGUGGAGUGGCAAUGAAUAUCUGCAGCAAUGAAUAUUUGCUGAGUCAAUUAGCGUAAAUGUUUAAGAUACCAGUAGUUCCCAUUCAUCAGUGUCAUGUUAGUUAUUUACCACUAGUAACGGUAAUAUAUUCAGCAUCUGUAAUUCAUGGUAUUUAAACUUACUUUGCCCUAAUUAUAAAUGCAAGAUUCCAAAACGAGUCAAUUUUUAGCGAGCCCAAGAUUUGGAGACACUUAUUUUAAAUGCUGAAAUUUCGAGACAGGCCAAAAUUUUCCGAAACCCACAUCUUUCGAGGUACCAUCCUAUAUCCCUAAUGUUAUUAGUCCAGGGCCGGGUUGCUCAAAGAUGGGUUAAGAUAACCCUGGGUUAUUGCCAAAAUUAUUUGAAUUCAGAUAUACAAACUUAAAAGCAGAUUCAGUUUUAUUCCUUUUUUCUGUAAUUUGAUAAUUGGAUGUGCUAAUUAAAAAUAAUACAGGGUCUGGAAGGGUGUUCUCGGGAUCUGGAGUUUGACCAAAAUACGGAGCGGGAUUUGGAAAAAGGCAAAAUAUCUUGACAGGAAAUGGGAUUUGACUCCUUCCUGGAAAAUGGGAUUCACUGAAACUUGGGCCACGAUGCGGGAUUUUUAUUUUUGCUUGUCUAUCGGGAAUUUGGCAAAUUGUACAUUCUAGCGGCAAAUGUGAAGUCAAACAGCCAAGCUUUCAGUGGUUUCUCCAUGAAAGAAAACUACAGAUUGACGUAGGUAAUGAUUGCUAAUGAGAAGCCCUGCAAGACACAAGGCCGUGAGGUGUCAACAUAAUAAAUCCGCGCACGAAAGUUCCAAGGCAGAAUGAAUCUCAAAGCGAUGAACAUAAGGUACCGUAAGGCAACUUCUAUGACGAAAUGCAGAACAGAGAAUAUAAGAAAAAUAUGCUUUGUCAAGUCAGUAUUUCAAAUUCUUUAUGCAGUAGAACAGUUUAGUUCACCAUUUUCAAGGUAAUUUUUGGUCAUGCAAACGAAUUAAGUUCAAAAUAUUUUACCCAAAUACACUGCCUGUUUAUGCCGUUAAGAAAAAAUAAUUACGCCGCAAAAUUCAUGGUGUCUUUGAAGCAAAAUAAUUUGGAAGGCUUCAUUGGUGCACCAUAAAUCUUUUUUUCCUGAAAAGUAGACAUCCUAAGCUUAUUUAAAAAGAGACCAAGUAUAAAUCUGUACGUUGAAUAUUCAUGGACGUACUGUCAAUUUUUCAAGGAUUCUGAGUUUGCUUAUUAAUUUUAAGACCACUAAAUUUUACACAAAAUGACCUUUGGACAAAAACACUAACUUCAGUAUCUCGAAAAAUGUGCUAUGUAAAGUCGGGUUCUCAAAUUCUUUGUGCAGUAGAAGAGUUUAGUUCACUAUUUUCAAGGUUAUUUUCGCUUAUGCAAUCGAAGUGAGUUCAAACUAUUUUUCACAAAGACACUGGCUGUUUAUGCCACUGGGAAAAAACUAUAAUGCCAGGAAAAUUACUGUGUCUUUCAAGACAAAUAGUUCAGAAGACUUCAUCAGCACACCAUAAUUUUUUUUUUGCUGAAAAGUAGACUUCCUAAGCUUUAAAAAGAGACCAAUUAUAAAUCUGUACAUCAGUCUUUUUAAAAUUGUUUAUGUGUAGUUACAUUCAUGGUUUGGUUUAUUGAUUAUUUUCCAAAAGUACUCUUGCAUCUUGGUUCGCUAGGUUUCCAUCCUUAUAUCGGUGAACUGAGUAUCGUUAAAUCAGGAUUCUGCUCCAUACAAUGUACAGUAACUUUGCUGGGACAUAAAAUGUUGAUCAUUAAAUCAGGAAUAUAGUUAAAUGUCAAUGAUUGUAAAAUUGGGGUUCCACUACAAUUUAAUAUUGUGACAUACAUGUAUUUAUUAUAGUGGUGUGAUCAAUCAUCUUUGUUGUCAGGUCCAAUCUCAGUCAGCUUCUGUUGAGUGCCAUCCACAUUAUAGUAAUUUAAUAUAAUACUCUGCAAUACUGCCGCCAGUAUACUAUGAAUAAUGUUAAUUAUAUUUGUCUUUCUGUUUUAUUUUCAGUCAAGCAUUAUUGAGAAGCAGAAAUCUAAGAGAGAAUGCAAAAUAUAUCCCUUAUGAGGUAUUUUCAGGCUGUUAAGGAAGAUUUUCAAAAUUUGAUUUAUAGAUCCAGCCUCACUAAACUGCAUGGCAGUGGAAAAUUUAUAAAUCAAGGCAAUUAUAAUGUGCACCCUCUCGUUGCCCCUCCUCCCUCCUUCUGACUCAGCAUAAGCAAAAUUGUGACUGAGAACUUAUAGUUAGACAAUGUUCAAGGUCUAAGCCAAUGAGCAGAAUUGUACAAUGCUAACAAUAAGCUAUGUAUCACAGCAAAGGAGACAUGAAAGUAACAUUCACUGGUUUAGCCAUUCAGAAUAGGCAAACGUAUUCACCUACAGACAGUGAAGACAAAAUUAAUGAUACUAGGUAACUAAUGAUAAACACCUAACAAUGAUACAGUGACAGGUCUAAAGUACAUCACGCAGAGAUGCCCACAGGGUUGAUAGCUGCCUCGAAGCUGCCAACCGUGCAGCCUGACCUUUAAUAUCAACACCACAAAUCACUAGUAUUACAGCACAAAAAAAUAUAGCUACAAAACAGCUGACAGGAAACUGAGACUAGAUACAAGAACAACCAGAUCUAUAGCACCACUUUAAAUCCAGUGGCAAAACAGUAGUACACUGUUCAUGCUGUGCUGCUGUUAGGCUAAUAGGGUUUUGUGAAAGCAAUCAAGUUUUGUUAUAACUUGUCUCAUUUAAGAAAUUCUAGCAAUUCAUAUGUUAUCGACCCAAUUGAAAAAUGGCUGUUGGAUUAUAAUAUUCUUUUGUUUAAAUUAAAACUAGCCUGACUAGCCUCUCUUGAGAUAAUGUAUUCUUUCGAAUUUUGUACUUAAGAAUGAGGCUGGUAAAGCUAAUUUUAAUUUAAACAAAAGAAUAUUAACCCAUUCGCUCCUGGAGAUUUUGCCGAAAAACGCGUUUUGAAGCUAGUCGAGUGGUUUUCUGGUCACUGUCGUGCUAUAAAGAGCUAAAACUUACCUCAAACCGGUUUACAGGUCGUACACUUGAUGGCCUUCUGAUCCAGAUGCAAAAUAUCAGCUUGCAAAGUUCGGGCAUGCGCAGAAAGCAAAAUUUCGACAUAGUUUUUGGGUUUAAAAGUGACACAGCAGUCUUGACUUUUACUUUUCGCUUUCUCUCCUCCCCUUUUUUUUUGCUUUUCUUGCCUCAUUUUUUUUUUCUCUUGCUGGGCAUUUAGUAGGCUUCAUUUUGGUGGGAAUAGUUUUUAGGAAAGCUUUAAGGAUCUUAGGAUUAGGUGAAAGGAAAGGUAGGUGGGCAAUGGAACAAGAUUUUCAUGGAGAUUUUCAGGUCAAUUUUACAUGGUUUUUUGCCUCUUUCUCCGGUGUCCUUGACUGAAUUGUGCUCAUUCUGGUAUGGUUUGAAAGAUCUCUUCACUCUGCACAAGUUAGCGGAAAAAGUUGUCCUUGACCGUUAAAACUGAUGACGUCACAAAGGGUAGAAAGGACGUGGAUCUGCACGGGCGGUUACGGGCGGUUCAGGGGCGAAUGGGUUAAUCCAGCAGCCACUUUUGUAUUGGGUCUACAAAGCUAAUCCCACGCAGGGUUCUCCAGAGGCUCCAGCAACUAGUGAAAAUUGCCAUGUAAACAUUCUUGGGAUCUGCUUCAGAUGAAGACCAGAAAAAUCAAUGACUCAACCAGCUAGCUUCAAACAGAGAUUUUUGGCAAAAUCUCCUGGGAAGGAUGGGUCAUGUUUUACAUUUACACCUGUAGUUAACUUUUACAUUAAUUAAUCAGUUUCUCUUAAAUGAUUUGUGAAUGCAGCCGCUUUUGUAAAGUGUAACAUAACAUUUGCUAUUUGUUAACAGUCAUUUGAGGCAAGAAGACAUUUCUUCAAUGAUGAAAAAGAAGGAUAUUUUAAGACACAGGACAAAAAGGGACCAGUGAAGAAUCCCAUAUCAGGUUGGAAUGUCUUCCUUUGUUUGUAAAAUUAUGAAGAACUUAAUUUUCUUGCUGUUGGUUUUGCUUGUGAUGUCAUUAACCUGCUUCAAAAGCUUUUUACUUUCGCAAAAAAGGUUUUUUUCUCAGUACACUCAUUCAAAUGUCAAAAUGAGGUCUGUUCUAAUUUUAUACUGUUGCUACAUUCAAGGAUCUUCUUCUUCAAUGAUAAAAAAUAAAAAAACUGUCUGUUGAUAAAAUAUAGUUUGAACAAGAUCUUUCUAUAGGAUUAACGGGGCAAGGCCUAUGUACUAAAAUCAAAUAAACAUCAUUUCAACACAGGUAGUCCUCUUUUAACAGCUGUUAUUUAUUGUAAGAUCACUUCAAAGAGGACAGAUGGCAAAUUGUUGCUGCUCAAAAUAUCUAUCAGUCGUAACUGUUUAUCAGUAGGAUGCCUAAAAUGUGUACAAUUCCACAAUUGGUUUGAGCCCCAUUUAAUCCUAUACUUACUGUAGAACAUUUUAUAAGGAGCCACCCAGAAUGUGAACACAGGUACCGUAUUUAUUUGAUUAAACGCCAUAGAUGGAGCAAAACGACCAAUAAACACCGCACCUCAUCAGAAGAAUGCGGCAUUUAUUUGAGGAUAAUAAGAAAAACCUCGCUACAACUUGGUAAUUUACACCAUCCAGACAUUUAAAAUAAUAGAGACAUUGGGACCUUUCAAUUACAUAGUAUUCCCAAACGAUUUAGUACAGUUGUCAGUGAUUUAAUAAAAGUGAUUUCGAAAUAAAUGCCGCCCUUGAAUAAACGCCACAUCAGAAACGUUUAAUUGAAUAAAUAUGGUACUGACAAAGUUUAUGGGAAGGAAAACAAUGCCAAGAAAAUGUAAUGCAUUAAAUAAUGAACUAAAUGCACAUGUCAUUUAAAUAAGUAAAUAAAGUACACAACCUUCGCCCACUGAAAGGAUACUAAAAUGAUUAAAUUAACAAAGGAUAUGGCAUCACUGUCUAGCCAUUGAAUGCGAGUCUUAUCUCCGGCAGUGUAGUUUUAUACGUCUCAAUGAUAACCCCAUGGCGCUUGAAGAAUUUGUUAAAGGAUUUGAGAAGUAGAAUGGAUUUGACGUGCAGCAUGUAUUGCCAUGAAAACCAAAACAUUGAAUUAAGACACAUAGAAGAACUUUUACAUGCAUGACCUGUCAACUGUCACAAACCACUUUCAUGGAGUUCAUGAGAUUAUGCCUGUCUGUAGCAAAACCUUCUGAUAGCAAAAUCACUCCCACCCAUUAUAACUUUUCUUGACUGCAAGUAGAAACUCGAGGUUCUGGUAAAUGUGUCUCCAUAGGGGAAUUGUUUCAAAUCAUGCAAUUAUAAUGCUGACACCCACUCCAAAAGUAUUUUUGAAGUAUUCCUAACGAUACUUUCCUUAUCACAGAUCCGUCAAUGAUGGUGGACAUGGCUAAAGGAAAUAUCACAAAUGUCUUACCAAUGAUUCUUAUUGGUGGCUGGAUCAACUGGCAUUACUCUGGUUUCAUCACAAGUAAGUUAUUUGAUGUCAGCUGUUUUGCAGUAGUAAGCAGGUCAAGAGAGCACUAUCUGUAGUAAAUGUGUAGAAAAUGACUGUGUAGUUUUUUGGGGUUUUGUUAAGUAAUUACAAGCCUCAGUUCUAUGUUUAUUAGCAUGCAGAUGUUUCUGGACUUAUGGCUGAUACUUAAGUACAGUCUUGCUGACACUUGGUAUCUUGGCUGAUACUUAGUUACAGUCUGGACCUUGGCUGCACUUAGCUACAGUCAAACUUCCAAUAAGGGACCACCCAAAAUGAGAAGAUUUAGUAGUCACUUAUAGGAGGUGGUUGUGUGCGAGAGUUGACAAACAAGGGGUCUCUUCGGAGAAGAGGUCCCAACACAACUAAUUUUUGGAAUACAAUUUAGUGCAUGCAAUAGGACAAUAAUGCACAAUGACUUCAUUUUACUACAACUACCGGAAUUUUUUAGUUUGUUGUUUUCUUGUGCAAAUAAGGGCUGUUGUAUUUUAAUCGUUUAAUGGAAUUGUCAAAGUUAAUUAAGGAAGCAUCGCAAAAAUGGCCUGUUUCUAAGGGAGUAAUUACAUGAGACCAGGAUGAACUUGGACCGGUAUGAGUUCGUAUCGCUCUCCAUACAUUCUUUUUAUGCAUUUACGUGGGACUGGCCUAAAAAUGAACUCAGAGCGGUCUGACUUCGUGUCGGUCUCUGACCUGACACAAGUUAUUUUUGUACUGGUCUGAGACUAUACCGUUCUCAUGUAAAACGGAAAUGAAUCUCAGACUGGGUCCAUAAAUAACAUGUUUCUUCAUAUGGCUCCAUCAUUUUUGUUUUUUUUAGCAAAUUAAGAACGCUGCUAUGAAUAACUGUAAACAAGACUUGGAAGUGGCUUCAAUUGUAUUAUGCUUCGGUUAAUGUGAGGGAUUGGACCAAUUUUGAGAUGCUGUGCAUUUGCCACCAGAUGAACAUUAGAUAAAGUUUACAAUUUAUUAUUUUCUGGGAGCUGUGAAAUCUGUGGUUCUCUCCUUACUGUCUUAAUUGGCAUAAAUUGUGUACCAGUUAGGGCAGUUAGUGAAUAAUAUGUUGAAUAAUCGACUUAAGAAAGUUAUAUAGCUACAAGAAUCUCCUGUUUUUGAGUUUGUAUCAGUCUCAUGUAAUCAAUGAAGCGUUUUGUCCCGGUCUCAUGUAAACAACUGCAAAAAUUACAGAUUCAUACCAGCCCGAGUUCGUCCCGGUCUCAUGUAAUUACCCCCUAAGUUAUGUUUAAGAAUAGUUUCAUGCUGUUCUUGUUAUUACCUAAACACUGUAGUACAGCAGAGACCACAUCAUGUGUCAAGUGAUCACUCCGAGAGGUUAAAAACAAUGGAAAAUAAUCAAACUGUCAGAUCAGUAAAGUGGUUGUGGCCGCUUAUGAGGAGGUGGUUGUUUACAAGAGGUUCUGAUUAUAGGGAUUUGACUGGGAAAAUAUUGGUGUUUUGAAAAAGUGGCCGCUUGUGGGAGGAGGUUGCUUACAAGAGAUGGUCACACAUGGAGGUUUUCCCGCAGCCCAAAAAUUAAUUUCAUUUUACUUUACUUGUAGCCAAAGUUCCAUUUCCACUAACUUUGCGGUUCAAAGCCAUGCUGCAGAGAGGAAUUGAUCUUACAACUCUGGAUGCUUCAUGGUAUGCUGUUUAGACAUUGUAUCACCAUUUUCAGCAGUAAUUUUAAUUUUACUGCCAUUCUCUCUUGAUUUUAAGUGAAAUGGUUAUUAGGAAAAUUCCAUGUUGAAAUCGUGUACACCCAACUACACUGUAUCUGUUUUGUGAAAAUUAUUCCUGUGAGAAAUGCUCAGUGCAUCUUCCUAAGAUUUUUUGACUACAUUUAAGCCAUUCUCACCUUGACUGCACAUAAGUGCCCAUGGUACUUGUAGAGUGCUGUGCUGCAUACCAGUGAGUUGCAAAUGAUGGAAUAGACAAUAAUAAUUUCUGACCCAUCACUUUUCCAUCAUUUGCAACUCACUGCUAUGUGGCACAGCAUUCUUUACGUACCAUGGGUACUUAUGGGCAGUCAAGGUGAGAAUGGGUUAAAUGCAGUGAAACUUCAAGGGCAAAAAAACCCAUAAUCCCCACUGAGAGUUAACCCAAGUAAAGGGAAUUAGAGGACAACAUGAGACAAGGAAAAAUUUUUUGACCUCCAUAGGAUUCACUCCUGCAACCUCAACAUUAGAACAUUGUAGAGAGUUCUUUGGUUUCUAUUGCACUUGUGUUUCCUAUGAAAGUAGUUGGGGGCACAACAAUGCUUAUAGUAGCUGGGGGAAAUCCCCGGCUCCUGCCUCUUAGUGACAGCCCUGCCGCUGCUGACUUGUACACUUGUGUAAAGAGAUUUAUCUAAAAGUAUGGAAUAUGUUUCAUGUUCUCUGGUGUAUUUUGUGUUUCAGGGUUAGUUCAGUGUCUUGGUAUUUCAUUAAUGUGUUUGGACUGAGGAGCAUGUAUGCAUUGGUGUUGGGUCAAGAUAAUGGUGUGUACUUUUUAUCUUAAUGGUGUCGUUAAGUCAUUUCCUUACAUUGCAUAUAAAAGGCACUAAUUACUGCAAUAGUCAUUUUAGGUAGACGUGAUCUGAAAAAAAAGCCUUGAUACAGUUCACACAAACACUUGGUAGUUAUGCGGAAUUCAAAAUACCACUCCCAAGUUGUUGUUGCUGUUGGCAUCCAUCUGUCUCGGGAGACUGUGGAAUCAGUGCCAAGGUUUAGUCAGUGGUUGAGUUGCAGCACCUGCUGUGGCUGUACAGUCUGAUUCUGGAUCGACAGGCUUUGUUGCAGUUGUUAGCUCUUUUGCUACUGAUGCUGCUCUCAGCCGCCUGCACUCUCUCCCCUCUCCUCACUUGCCUGAGUACCUGCCUUAACAGCAAGGCUCCAGUGACUUCGAGUAGAGUAGUGCCUCAAGAUCCCCAUUUAGGGUGUGUCAAACUGAGCCCAUUUAUUUUUAACAGCAAAAACAGUCUGACCCCUAAGCAGUCAGCAGCCCAGCGUACUACAUCAUGGCUUAAGAUCCAGUCCUCAAGUUUUUUUGGUUGUUGUUUUGUGGCAUGUUUUCAACAUUUUCUUGCUGUAGUUGUUUAGUAGAACUUUCAGCGUUUUUCCAGCCAGUUUUUUCGCCCCUGACACUAAUCAUUCCGUCUUUUGUUGCUCUUAAUAUGUAGGCAAAUACUCCUGGAGUUGAAUUCUUAAUAUAACAACAUCUAAGUUCAGAACAAAGAGAAAAUUCCGUCGUAUGUUGUUAACGUCCUCCAUAAAACGUGAAGUUAGGCAUUUUCACGUUGUAGUCGUGCAUCGAAUGCAAAGAAAUAUACAAAAAAGCGUGCUACAAGUGCAGAGUUGUUGUUGCUUUUUUUAUGUUCUCAUUGCACGUCAAGCUCCCUAUACUGCUAGGGCCAGAUGGCCAUGACAGAAGCCUCAGUUACAAAGUUAAUGUUAAAACGAAAGUCCUGAAGAGAAAUGAAGCACGUGUAAAUAGAUCUUGUGGUAAACUUUGUAGGGACUAAAUAACUCCUAGAAAGGAGGGCUGAUGUCCCCCUUUUCUAAAACAACCCAUUGGAUACGCUUGCGCAUCUCACACAGUGCAACUGCAGUUAAGUUCAUUAUACAUCUUUAUAGGACUACCUGUAGUAAUUAUGUUUGCAUUUUAUUUGUAUCUUUAGCUGCAGAUCAAACCCGUGUCAUGCAGGAGCAGAUGCAAAUGCAGAUGCAAAUGCCACAAGAUCCCAGCAAAGCAUUCAAGGUAUGCACAAAUUAUUUUUGACGUGUUUCAUGAAGACUGUUCUCAACAUGUUGAAAGGGUUGGGGGGAGGUUGCUGCUGAAGGAAAGCGGAAGUAGGAAAUGUAUUUUUCCCAUCUCAGUCCCCACGGGCAAUGUGUUCCCUUCCCAAUUAUCGCUGACCAUAGGAAAUCAAGGUAGCGCGGGUCUUUCGAACACAGCAAUCGACUGGGACAAUGAUGUUUCAUGUAGUUAUUAGUGACAGCAUUUACUGGAUGAAGGUGGAGAUUUGGGGUGACGAAAAAAAAUCUUGUCAAAGGAGCGUUGCGGAGGUCAAAAUGGCAAAGAUCAGGGAGGGGAGGGACCUCCUAAGUGACACACCCCAAGAUGGUGACUUGAAAACUUAUUUUGCUCCUAACAGAGAAGGAUAGAAAAAAUGUCUGCCUUUUACCUCGUGAAUGUAUUCACAAGGUUAAAGUGGGCACUUCCACUUUAUUGAUCUGUUCGUCGAUUCUUGUAAACUUUCAUUGUAUGCAAAUGAGGAUUGAUUAAGAAAGGAAUUGUCACUUGAUUAGUAUGCGGUUAAUUUUCGGUGAUGACUGAAAUGAAGUGCCAUUGUGAUCACGUUUUGAAAAUAGUUGAAUUUGUCUCCAAUCGAGGUAGGCCCUUGAUUUUCGUCGUUUUGUACACGUUUGACUCGCCGUUAUGUACAUUUUGCAAAAGAGAAGUGGAAUCCAUUGAACAUUUAAUUUUUCAUUGUAAUGUGACGGAUACUUUUUGGGAAAUGUUUUGCUCUUGGCUUCGUGAAUGUGAGGUUACAUUACAAUCUUUUACAACAAUGCAUAUUUUGUGUGGAGUUUUUAACACUGGAGAUGAUUUUUCAUUCCCAAUCAUCUGAUUCUGGCAACUAAAUUGUUUAUCUGUAAGUGUAAAUUAAACAAUACGCUUCCUUCUAUUAAAUUUCAUAUGCCUCACACUUUACUGAUAAAGUCUAUAGUUUAUGAACAAUUGCAUGUAACACUAAUGUCUGUAUCAUGAUAUUGCCGUAUUAUUUUUUUCUCUUCCUACUUUGAUGGCAUUGUGAAAAUUUCUAUGGUAAUUCGUAUUUUCUGUGGCAGUAAUCUAAGUCGUGUAUAUCGAAAUAGGCCACUUCGGAGUUCCAAAAACCCUCUCUUUCAAAUGCAGUUCACAGUGCAAGACAGAAUUUUGAACAAUAGUUGUUUACCUGCAAAAACGCCUAGAAAAUCACUUAAGUCUAAUUAAAGUUAUCUACUGCCAUGAAUUCGGAUGAAAAUUCAUCCGAAACACGCCAAAAAUGGUUAAAAAUGAGUAAGGUAGUCAUUGCUUGGAUAAUUUAGUCAAAGGGUCAAUUUGAGGUCAAAAAUGUUUAACUGAACAAAGUGUGCAAUACUAACAAGGCUUUGUCAUCUAUCAAAAACUCUAAUUAACAUACUUUCAUUAAAGAAAUAUCAUGGCGGGGAUGCUCCAAAAUGGAACACGCUUUACACCGAAUAGCCUAUUUCCGAGUUCCCCCGGGCCUCUGUUUCAAAACGAGGGUAGGUGCUCAGCCUUUGAUAUGGAAAUCAUUUUUCAUUCUCAUGCAAAUAAAACUCAUUUACACAAGAAAGGUUGUGCACUUAGCCUCAUUUUGAAAGUGAGGGUUUUUGGAACUCGGAAGUGGCCUAUUAAAUGUUAGGAGAAGGGGUAUGUUGAUCAUAAGUUGACCAUAGGCAAAACCAUAACAAUAGAAAAAUCAUAGGAUUACAAGUUAAAAUUAGUUAACUAAAACUAAACUGAUAUGUACAGUUAACAAGUGUCACCGCAUUCGUCAAAGACGACUAACGUAACUCUUAAAACAGUCAUUCUCUGGACGAGAAAACAAAAAGGGCUUGACAAAAAUAAAACUAACCUCUCCUGUCACGAGGAGAGAAUAACGAUCGAUCAGCUUCAUUGCGGGGGAUUUUAACACCCAGGAAAAGAGCCAAAUUGAUUUUACGAUAUUUUUCCCCAUUGUACGCACAGUAUAUUUGUAAACGUAGCAAUCUUUAAUAAAUCCCAAGCACCAAAUAAAAUUCCUUUAAUAACGUUUUACUCAAAACAUACGCACUACGAACAUUUUUCAUCUUUCUCGUUUUUUAUCUUUUAACAAUAAUCAGUGGUAACUUGAGGUUUUUAACCGGCUUUCUAAUGUUGUCCGUGUACUUUCUUAUAGGCGGAAUGGGAAGCUUUAGAGAUUGUAACACAUGACUGGUCACUAGAAAAUGUCGAGGAAGAGAUGAUGACAGAGUUUUCACCUGCAGAUGUUGAAGUCAUUGCCAAGGAUAAAUAUGUUUAA